Endocarpon pusillum Z07020 is the source of this 699-nucleotide messenger RNA. RefSeq lists its product as uncharacterized. NCBI's taxonomy places the organism in Eukaryota, Fungi, Ascomycota, Eurotiomycetes, Verrucariales, Verrucariaceae. Bases 1 to 699 code for a protein of 232 amino acids. The record is from RefSeq and is a predicted model, not a curated record. The transcript has a single exon.
AUGGAUUGUUCUGCAGACGGUCUCUUGUCUAACUUGGAGCUCGUUCUCCACGCCCACGGUGUUAAGGGUCUUCAAGACCGCCUCCGGCACCUCGCAUCACUUCGAAGCCUUCCACUCGGAAAUUUCACCCUCGCCUCUGACCGUGACCGCUCUGCGCUCGUGUCUGCUGUGGCUCUUCGAGCGCAAGCCGCGAUGGGGAACAGCGAUCAGGAUUUAUUCGAGACUUCUCUCCACUGUCUCAGUGUCAUCUUAAGCUUCAUCUCCAUGGGAAAGGUCGAGCUUUGGUCUGAGGGAGAACCUCUCCCCGACGAGCUGGACAUGAUCCGCAAGACAUAUAUGAAUUCGCUUCAAGGCUCGCAUUUUACAACAUGGCCAUCCUAUUUUGUCGUCUUUCGCCUCGCGUAUCCUUCGAUGACAGAAUUCUGGGUCAAAUGGCUCCACGAAGCCUCUCUCGGCCUAGAGACGCCCUCGAGUACUAACCUCUGCACAUCCUUUCUCGAAUGUCUCUUUGACCAAUCCUCAGAAUGCCAAAAGAGUCUCGGAGGUCUUACUCUCAGUCAUCCAUCACCAAACAUUCGCCACCAGUUCGUAAGGAUUGCGUCUGGCCUAAUGAAGAAGCUCAGCUUCAAAAAGGUGGCAGGCUUCUGCUGCAUGCAGGGCGAAGUCGGGGUUAGGGAGAAGAAGCCGGUCCAUAGCUGA